AAACGAAAACAUUGCCAAAACACAAGCCAGAGCAAGAAAGCACCUAACACCAAAAGCGUUGUGCAUUGAACGUCACGUCACACUCUCUCUUGAGAGAGAGUGAGAGAGAGAGAGAGAAACAGCAGUUUUUUUGCUGUGUCGUUGUUGAUGUUGCUGUUGACGGAACUCCAAAAGCUCUCUUUUCGUCUUCUACCUCAUUGAUGUUUACGUUCAUGGCUCUAUCCUCUCCGUUUCCAGUUAUAUAUUGGAAGCACACAUUUUGUCACCCAAUACUCGCAACCCAUUUGGGUAAAAUUGGUGAUGUCAAGUGGGUUCAUGUUGAUCAAGCCCUCUCUUUGAGUUUGCUUAGUUCGUUGCUGGGUUGGGCGUUGAAGCAGGACAGCCACAAUGGAAAUGGGAACAUUUGCCCUCGAAGCUGUCAACAAAGAAACUGUUGAUUUGGAAAACAUUCCUAUUGAAGAAGUUUUCGAAAAGUUGGAAUGCACAAGAGAGGGUCUCAGUUCAGAUGACGUCCAGAAGCGUCUGGAUAUGUUUGGAUACAACAAGCUUGAGGAGAAAAAGGAAAGUAAAGUACUUAAGUUUUUAGGUUUUAUGUGGAAUCCUCUAUCAUGGGUUAUGGAAGCAGCAGCAAUCAUGGCUAUCUCCCUUGCACAUGGAGGGAGAAAGGACAUUGAUUACCAAGAUUUUAUUGGCAUCGUGAUACUCCUAAUAAUCAAUUCAACCAUAAGUUUUAUAGAGGAAAAUAAUGCUGGAAAUGCAGCUGCAGCCCUUAUGGCUCGGUUAGCUCCAAAAACUAAGGUUUUACGUAAUGGGAAAUGGAAGGAGGAAGAUGCAUCUGUGUUGGUUCCUGGAGACAUUAUUAGUAUCAAACUAGGAGAUAUUAUUCCUUUAUAACAAAGGGGUUCACGUCUGCUUGAAGGGGAUCCUUUGAAAAUUGAUCAGUCUGCCCUUACAGGAGAGUCACUCCCAGUAACCAAAAAUCCCGGUGAUGGCAUAUACUCAGGUUCAACAUGUAAGCAAGGUGAAAUCGAAGCAGUCGUUAUUGCAACAGGAGUACAUACUUUCUUUGGAAAGGCAGCUCAUCUUGUGGAAAACACUACUCAUAUUGGGCACUUCCAGAAGGUGUUGACUGCAAUCGGCAACUUCUGCAUUUGCUCAAUUGCCACAGGGAUGGUAAUUGAAAUCAUCGUAAUUUGUUCCCAAAAGAGGAAAUAUCGUUCGGCUAUAGAUGACCUUCUUGUUCUACUCAUUGGUGGAAUUCCAAUUGCAAUGCCAACAGUUCUUUCUGUUACAAUGGCCAUCGGUUCCCAUCGCUUAUCCCAGCAGGGUGCCAUAACAAAAAGAAUGACGGCAAUUGAGGAAAUGGCCGGUAUGGAUGUGUUAUGCAGUGAUAAAACAGGCACUUUAACUCUCAACAAACUUACAGUGGACAAAAAUAUGGUUGAGGUUUUCACCAAAGGCGUUGACGGAGAUAUGGUUGUGUUGAUGGCUGCAAGAGCCUCAAGGUUGGAGAACCAAGAUGCUAUUGACACAGCAAUUGUUUCAAUGUUGGCUGAUCCUAAGGAGGCACGAAUUGGGAUUACAGAAAUUCAUUUCCUUCCUUUCAAUCCAACUGAUAAGAGGACGGCACUGACAUACAUAGAUAGUGCAGGGAAAAUGCACAGAGCGAGCAAAGGUGCACCGGAGCAGAUUCUCAAUCUGGCCUGGAACAAAUCAGAAAUUGAGAAAAGGGUACACUCCGUGAUAGAUAAAUUUGCAGAACGUGGACUUCGAUCCCUUGCAGUUGCUCGCCAGGAAGUACCUGCUGGUACCAAAGACAGUCCCGGUGGACCAUGGGAAUUUCUUGGUCUUCUCCCUCUCUUUGAUCCACCUCGCCAUGACAGUGCUGAAACUAUUAGAAGAGCUCUAGGUCUUGGAGUGAGCGUUAAAAUGAUCACAGGCGACCAGCUGGCAAUUGCUAAGGAGACAGGGAGACGGCUUGGAAUGGGUACAAACAUGUACCCUUCAUCAGCUUUACUUGGUGAUCACAAGGACCAGUCUGUUGCGGCUCUACCAAUUGAUGAACUCAUCGAGAAAGCUGAUGGCUUUGCUGGUGUCUUUCCUGAACACAAGUACGAGAUUGUGAAGAUAUUACAAGGUAGAGAACACAUAUGUGGAAUGACAGGUGAUGGAGUCAAUGAUGCACCUGCAUUAAAGAAAGCAGAUAUAGGAAUUGCCGUGGCAGAUGCAACAGAUGCUGCUCGAAGUGCGUCUGAUAUUGUUCUGACUGAGCCUGGGUUGAGUGUAAUUAUUAGUGCUGUUUUAACAAGCCGUGCCAUCUUUCAAAGAAUGAAGAACUACACAAUAUAUGCCGUGUCGAUCACAAUUCGUAUAGUGCUAGGUUUUCUGUUGCUGUCUGCUUUUUGGAGGUUCAACUUCCCACCUUUCAUGGUUCUUGUGAUUGCUAUACUUAAUGAUGGUACCAUCAUGACAAUAUCCAAAGACAGGGUGAAGCCAUCUCCACUUCCUGACAGUUGGAAGCUCAGUGAAAUUUUUGCAACUGGGAUUGUCUUAGGCAGUUAUCUCGCCCUUAUGACUGUUAUAUUUUUUCAUACAACUUAUAAAACCAGUUUCUUUGUGAAACAUUUCCAUGUAUCAGAUUUAAGAGAUUCUAAAUAUAAUGGAAAGCUAGCAUCUGCCGUGUACCUUCAAGUUAGCACCAUCAGUCAGGCCUUAAUAUUUGUGACACGUGCUAGGGGAUGGUCCUUCACUGAAAGACCUGGUGGUCUUCUUGUUGUUGCCUUCAUCAUUGCUCAACUGGUUGCAACUUUAGUAUCUGCCAAGGCAACAUGGGGUUUUGCUGGGAUUACCGCGAUUGGCUGGCGUUGGACAGGUGUCAUUUGGUUGUUCAACAUUGUAACAUACAUACUUCUUGAUCCUAUCAAAUUCGGUGUCCGUUAUGCACUCAGUGGGAAAGCCUGGAAUCUUCUACUAAACAAAAAAACGGCUUUCACCACCCAGAAGGACUUCGGGAGGGAAGCACGUGAGGCUGCAUGGGCAGCUGAACAGCGGACACUUCAUGGCCUUCAGUCUAUGGAAACAAAGUCAGUUGCUGAGCGACACACUUUCAGGGACAUUAGUAUCAUGGCUGAAGAAGCUAAAAGGCGUGCAGAAAUUGCAAGGUUAAGGGAGCUUCACACAUUGAAAGGCAAGGUUGAGUCAUUUGCUAAGCUAAGAGGAUUAGACAUUGAUAUUAACCCUCAUUAUACCGUCUAACUAGUGUUGAGUUCUUGCUACACACUCUCGUUUUUUUUGCUGUUCUGUUCCAUUUCUUGUAAUUUUUGCUGUGUCCUGUUAUGUACCUGCAAUUCUUCUGACAUUAUUGGCUUGUCAAUCAUUGUGCUAGUACAAUUGUGCAUAACGCUCAUCUAUUCUGCACAAAAACCAUCAAUAAAACCUUCUCUUAUGAGUUUAUGGUCC
Camellia sinensis is the source of this 3459-nucleotide messenger RNA. Its product is annotated as ATPase 11, plasma membrane-type-like. NCBI's taxonomy places the organism in Eukaryota, Viridiplantae, Streptophyta, Magnoliopsida, Ericales, Theaceae. The record is from RefSeq and is a predicted model, not a curated record. Gene Ontology annotation, biological process: proton export across plasma membrane. Gene Ontology annotation, molecular function: ATP binding; ATP hydrolysis activity; P-type proton-exporting transporter activity. Gene Ontology annotation, cellular component: membrane.